UGGUCUCACAGUCUCACCUCACAGUUGUUUUGUUGGGAAAAAAAUAAACAAUAAUUUUAGCUGGUUGUUGUGCGCGAACCAAAAGUGGAAAUUAUGCGAAUCUUGACAGCGAAUGGGCAACGCGAUGCUGGCAUUGAAAGUGUAGGCGCGUCCUUUUCCGAUUUUCCAUCUUAUCGGCAUUUGUGCACCUGUGUUGGCAUUUCCACCGAUUUUUUCGCCUGUGGAGCUGCAAUGGCGUCCAAGUUGAGAACGAUCAAUUUCGCUAAAUAGAAAGAGCAAUCAAGGAUAAAGAGCGGUGUGUAUAGAGAGAGGAGAGCGAAGAGCAGAGAGCGGUACGUGGGUGCAAGGCGAAAAUAGCGAAAAAGAACCGUUUUACCCGUCAGAGAAGAGUUCAUAAAUGGCGAAUAAGAGUGCGAAAAUGCAAUGAAAAGGGGCAUACUGUGGGUUAUAUAAAAAAUAUAUAAUAUAUUUCAAGUGCCACAAAAUGCAAGCGUUGCAAAAAUCGAAAAUAAAUCAAUGAUAUAGACGCAAAAUCCAGAAAUAGAAGAAGCAGCAGUAGCACAGCUGAGUGCGUGUGUGUGAGCGCUGUUUGCUUGCAAGUGUGUGUGCCUGUGUGUUGUGUGUGCAAGUGAAAUCAAUAUUUGCAGCCAAAAAAAAUAAAUAGAAACUGCAAUAAUGUCAAAAAAUCAAGUAAAGGCAACAAAUUAGCACGGCCAUAAGAUUCGGCUACACUGAGCGAAAAUCGUGCCUUUCAACGGAUCUUCAGCUGCAAAGCGAAGCAAAAAGCAAAAAAUAAUGGAAUUUUAACAAAGUUUUGAAAGUGUACUUCUGGUGCAAGAAGCAGCAGCAGCAGCAAUAGCUACAGGAAUCGGAACCGGAACAAGCUUUAGAUCCAACGGACGACAGGCAACCAACCGACUAUGAUACCCACCAGCGUGACCAAUUCGCCACCGCCAGCGGGAUUGGGCCAAAAUGGAGCAUCUGCAUCCUUGGGCUCGGCAACGGCGGCGGGUGGAGGAGGAAUGUUGUCCGGUUUGGGAAUGAUAGGAAUCAUUGGUAGCGUGUCAACGGGAGCAGGUGCAGUUGCUCAGAACAACUAUAGCUCGGUUGUGCUGGGCUUGGCCUCGCUAAUCCUCGAGGGCAGGCCCAUUGCCGACGAUGAGUAUCAGCAACCGCAGGUGGGAAUUGUCGCAGGAGGAUCCAGUGGUGUUUCAGCGGGAGGACGCCUUUCGCCGCGACCCUCCACCUCCAGAGCAGCUAUUAACAUCACAACGAAUCCCUAUGGUACCAUGGGAGGAUCGGAAAAUAGAGCAGGCAAUGGAAGUGGAUCGGCCGGAUCACCCAGUAGUAGUAGUUCGCUAACCCACCAGCGCUGGACGCAGAAACUCUGCCAACUGCGUCAGAUUUCACCCGCUGCCCAGGCGAUGAGUGCUGAACCGGAGUUGGUUUCUUUGGCCAUCAAUGAUCUCAACAAGGAUCACGGCGACUACGAGAUUGUACGACGGGUUAUGCUCAAUCGAGCUGGUGGAAUGGCUUUGGCUAGCAGUGCCAGUAGUGGUGGUCCGGGCGGUGGUGGUGGUGGUACCAACAACUCCAGUGCCGCCAGUUCACCGGGUUCCAAUUCAUCGGAUAACAUCCUUCACUCACUGCAAUCGCUGGCCACAACCUGUUUGAGAGGUGGACCCGCCUUGGCGCCACCACCUGUGGAGCCACGACCCCUGAGCUUGUCCUUCUUCUGGUCAGGAUCAGGUGGUUCUGGUGGUAGAGGAUUGGGAUUAGGAGCAGCAGCAGCAGCAAGCAUCAGUAACACACCAACAACAACGGUAACUGCCACUGCCAGCAGCGGAGCAAGUAGCUCCGCAUCGCGGCCCAAACAUGGGCCGCACUGUGAUCAGUUCCUCAGGAAGAUGGGUCUGGCCAAGGGCGAGAUGCCAUCGGAGGCUGAGGAGCACAUCUGUGAUAUGUCCUACGUGAAUAUGACCUGCAAUCGUUGGCGGGCGUACUGCAUGAAAAUGGAGGCCAUCUUGGCCAGACGUGAACCCGUAUGCAUCGAGGUUUACCUGGGUCCCGUGAGCCAUAAACUUUUGCUAGAGCAGUGGAUCAUUACCGGCAAGGAGAAAGUUCCGCCGCCUACAAUGACGUUGCCUUCACUGUGCAGCGCCAUUCGGAGUCAGUUGUACUUCUCGCAGAUCGUGGCCUGGUGUGAUCUCCUUCGCAAAUGUGAUCCUUCGGUGUACGACAGUGGUCGUGUAAUCUUCUCCAGCUGCGGAAAUAAUGCCGGAGAUUUGGCCACCACAUAUACACAGUGUGGUGGCCAAAAGAGACCACGUCUUAACAUCUUCUACAGGAUCAAACAGCACACCACCAAUAGCAGUGGACUACACCAGGAGGAUGGCUUCAGUGCCAAGGCCAAUGUGCACAAUUUUCCCAACGUCAAUGUCUCGGAGAGCUAUAGCAUCUCGGUGAGCGUGCGUAGUUUGCCCAGGAUAAAUGGUGGGCUGCCGCAUGUUGAGCCAAUGCCACCUAGUCCAGCUCCGCGCUCUAGCUUAAGAUCCUGCGGAGGAGGAGAUCCGGUCUGCACGCCCACUGGUGGCGGUGGUCUUCAUGCCGCCACACCGACAGGUCUGGGUGCCCGGAUAAGUGCACUAACCCCAACGACAACGGCCAGCGGCUCCAACUGUGAUAAUGGAAAACCAGGAAUGGGACAGGUAUUGGAUGAACUCGACGGGGAUACAAGUUUGAGUCACCGGGAAAGACAGCUACAGAAGUAUCGCAAGCGAAUGCAGCGAAGGGACAAGAAAAGGGAGAGGAAAUCAACACCGGAACGGGAAAAUAAUCCACAACAACAAACCGAGGAACCCAUGGAGGAGGGCGAAGAGUCGCAGUCGCAAUCUCAGACGCUUUCAGAAACGCCAUCCCUAUCCUUGACUAUGCAGCAACCAAGGCGCAUCGCCAUGAUCUCCACGGGCACGCAGACUUCUCUAAGCAGCUGCCAGCAAUGUGGCAGUGAGAAGACUCUACUUUGCCUCAGCUGCACAGGAGGAGGAGGAGCACCUUGUGGAUCAAGAGGAGCAGCCAAUGGUACAUCUGCAAAUGGUGUAGGAAAAGGAGCUGAUGAUGCAGAUGAUAGCGAUACGACAGCCUCUGAAAUGGAGGAUACCUCUACUUGCAGCCUCAGUAGCAGCGAUCUCAUCGUGGGCACACCCCGCAACAAGGCGGAGCUCCUACUUCAGGCCAUCCAGCGAACGCCAAAGAACCGGAAUCGAAAGCCCCAUCAGUCGGUGGAUCAGGCUCCUCUUGGAACCUCCUGCCGCAACUCAGAUCUCAAUGGAGGGCAGAACAAUAAUCUGGUGAAAGCCGCCACGCCAGCCAGCAGUGGCUGUCAGGUGUGCAAACGCCAGAAGACUCAACACAACUUUGCAAAUGGAAAGGUCCAUCAACCCACCAAUGGAGAGCACACGAGCAAUGGUUUUGGUGGCAUGCAUCUGGAGUCGGAGAAACAAACUGAAGUUCAGAUUCCCUCAACCAAGCUGACUCCCAACAUUGAACGCUGUUCCCUCAAUCCCACAGAGCGCUGCAAGACUCCACCACCCGUAGUGGCAGACCACAUAGUGGUGCAGUUCAAGACGCCGCUGAGCCAAGUGCCGGCAAAGCAUCAACCAGAUGCGAUGGUGCCACUGCAGCAGCAACAACAUUUGGGCAAAUCCUCACCAAAGCCAAGUCAGCUAAGAUUAAAUUGUGGAUCAAGUUUGUUGGCGAGUGAAACACCGCCACCCAUUGUUUCGCCUCAAAUGCGAAAAGCCCUGCCCAAGGUCAACCUGACGACGAUCUUCUGCAGUUCGGCUCCCAUUGCCAUUGGCUGUCCCGCCUUUAGUUUCGAUCCAGCUGCCUUGAGCCACGCCCAUUCACAGCUGCUGGCACCGGAUGCAAGUGCCACGCCGCCAGUGCAGAAAUCCUUUUCUGCUCCCACAUUGCCACAUGCAGCUUCUUUGUCCGUGUCGCCAAGGUUUGCCAAACAAGCUUUGGCUGCCCAUAAAAGGCGUUCCCGCCAUUUGAGCGAUCGCAGCGAUCGUAGUUCUUUGGGUUCCGAUGAGCAAUUGUCGGAUGAGGAUUUGGAAUCUGGUCUGUGCAGUCCAGCUGGUGGUUCGCCCUUAAAAUGUCGCGCCAGAUUGGCUGCUCAUUUUGGUGGACGUCCUUUGCUGGGAAACCUAGAGGAAUCUCUGCUACAAAGAAGACUUAUGCCUAAGAUCGAGGUGUCGGGCUUCAAGCUGCAGUUGGGUGCCUCCGGAGGAUUCUGUCCCACCCAGCUGACCAUCCCAGCGAUGUCCUACUUUUACGAACUGCAUGGCGAGACGCUGAGCACUCCUUAUUUGUGCGAGAUUCGUCUGCCGCGCAAGGGUUAUUCGGUUCCAAGGACGGGCACGGUGCAGGCCACACUAUUGAAUCCCAUGGGCACUGUGGUUAGGAUGUUUGUGAUACCUUAUGACAUGCGGGACAUGCCCCCGUUGCAUCGCACUUUCAUUCGUCAGCGUAUUUUGGCUGAGGAACUUAGCCAGGAGCAGGAUGCUGGACCUAGGAUGCCCAGGAGUCCAACAGUGACUAGCACUACUAGCAAAUUGGGACAUUUUAUAAGCGCCGAGCAAAUGAAACGGCUGCGAUACUCCAUACAUCUAAGGUUCCAGACAUCUCGCUCCGGACGAUUGUGCCUGCAUACGGACAUCCGCCUGCUGAUCUCACGCCGCACCGAUUGCGAUACGGCGGCGGCACAUGCUAAGGGCGUCUUGGAGGCACCCAAUGAGCUGGUGACGGACACCAUGAUGCCAGCUGAACCGCGCUACAGUGCGCGACAGGAGAGCGCUGGCAGGAUUUAGUAGCUACUGCGAGCCCUGGGCGGCACCUUUGAGCUGCUCUGCCGUCUGUGCAAGCAGCUCCAAGACAAAUGGCAGCAGCGGGAGACAAGGGAUCUCUGGCAGUGGCCCAGAUAUCAAUUGUAGAAACAGAAAGAGCAGGAGAAGGAUGAGGAGCAGGAAGAGGCGGAGGCGGAGGGCAGGAGGCGAAAGAAACUCCUAGGCGUGUGUGUGACAACCAACCAACUGCUUUACUAGUUAACGUUUAAGUUUAGUUUCUUUUUAAAUUCUUCUUUUUUUUUGGUAUUCAACCUCUUGGGAGGUUCUAUUCGUUUAGUUUUGAAUUUUGAAAUACUUGGAAAAUGUGUUUGAAAACAUUGCGAAAGUAAAAAAUGUUGAAAUAUGAAAGCAAUCGAAUUAGUCAGUCAAAAGAGCGAAGCAAAAUCAAUCCGUAUCUGUAUCUGUAACUGCAAUUGUAUCUCAACUAUCUGUAUCUUUUUGGGGUCCACAUUCAAGAAAAGCGAAAGCGGAGCAAUUAGCAAUACUAAAUAAAAACAAGGGAGAAAACUAACGUAUAUAGAAAGGGCAUGCAUGCAGAUAUCACAUACAAUAUAUAUAUAUAUAUUUGAAUAUAUAUUUAUGUACCAUAAUGUAUAACCGUCGAGUAGCGUCAGCAAUUUUAAAAGGCAAUUUGUGAAGGAGUUAGCGAUUUGCAGUAGGUUUUUUGGGGCAAGCAGUGGAUAAUGGUUGAUGUGCGCUCAUAUCGAUCGUUGUUGUUAGUGUGUAGUGAGUUUUUAAUGAUCAAAAAAUUUUAAAAAGAACUAAAGUUUAUGUUGAAUGCAAGUUUGAGAUGAAUUUAACUAUCUAAUUUCGAUUUGAAUUUCGGUUAUGAGAGUGUCUAUUAAGCGUGCCUGUGAUACGAUAUGAGCUGCAUGUGGGGUGUACUUCUAAUAGAGUUUUAUUUUAGUUAAAUACAAUUGAUUGAUCGUUUUUCUUUCCUCGUUUUUACAAACUAUAAUAGUUUCCCUGUUUUGUUUUUUUCAUAUGCAAUAAGUGCUUGGAGAGAUACUUUUGCACACGCCAUGCAAUAUUGAACAAAUACUUCAAGCACAUUAUGCUGUACUUCAAUAAUACCGAGAGAUAAACUAUUACGGAUCUAGAUGUGUUGAAUUUCUAACCAAAAUUCUUAUUUUCCAAUUGAUACCUGACUAUAAACUAUUGUAUAACAAAAAGUACUACACACAGCUAUUAACAAAUUUUCAAUCUAGGUGGUAUGAAAAGAAAAACAACAAAUAAAAACCUUAAAUUUAGAAAUGAAAAGGAGGAAAACUCGAAAAAAAAGAAAAGAAAAUGAAAACCAAGCGAAACAAUAAAGAAAUGUCGAUGGGGAUAUGGAUUAAACCCAUCGAUCGAGAAUCAUACAAUUUACUUUGUUCAAUUUGUUUUAAGUAGAGAGCUUAAUGUGCGCUGUCAAUAGCAAUUAUAUGUGUAACAAUAACACCAAUAUACAAUACAAUGAUUCAAUAAAGGUAAAA
Molecule: messenger RNA, 6382 nt
Organism: Drosophila eugracilis
Lineage: Eukaryota; Metazoa; Arthropoda; Insecta; Diptera; Drosophilidae
Gene: atos
Exons: 8
Coding region: 921-4871 (1316 amino acids)
Source: RefSeq, a predicted model, not a curated record